Molecule: messenger RNA, 1565 nt
Organism: Rubroshorea leprosula
Lineage: Eukaryota; Viridiplantae; Streptophyta; Magnoliopsida; Malvales; Dipterocarpaceae
Source: the annotation of a GenBank genome assembly
ACCCAGAUUGAAUGGACGGCAGAGAAGCGAAAAGGGCAACGAAUCCUCAAAAAACUACUAAAGAAACAGUUAAAGAAAUAAUAAAGAAAUGCUAGUAGUAGGAAAAGAAACAGUAGGUGAUUUUUUUGUUUUCUCUUUAAUAAUGGGUAUAGAGAAGAGAGUAGUGGUUGGGUUGUGUCGUGGUAUUGGUCUUUAUUUUCAGUUGGCGCCAAACUGGAUUGAACCAAGAAAUGGGCAGGUAAAGUCUAUCCACAUCUCUCACUCGCUGUGCCGCCUGCUGCUUAUAUUCUAACUCACCAGGUGUCGGUUGUUGUCCACAUAAAUUCACUCUUACCUCUUCAUUUCCACUCAUUUUCACACAAUUUCUGCUGAACUCUCUUUCUGGGUGCCUGCAAAAAGUUUCAUUUCCUUCCCAAAACGUCUGCAUACGAUUUGGUUCUGGUUUGAUGUGGGUUGUGGGUUUUGGGUUUUGCUACUUAUGGGGUAGUUUGUGGAUUGAGUUUAGAGCAUUUUUGUCAUCUGUUUUACUUCAAGGACUUGCUUGUCUUAAGCUGAACUGAAGUUCAUGGGUGUCAGAGAUGCAAAUUGUUUAAUGGGCUAUGGCCAGCCACCAUGGAUAUUCAAAGGCAGUGCCUUGUACCAACUACAUCUUGUAAAAGCUGAAACUGCUCGAGCAUUCAUUCCUAAGGAGCUCAAAUUAGUUGAAGCUUUUGGAUACACUCUAGGUGGUUUUUUCCUUGCUAAAUACGAGGACAGUCCAGUUGGGGUCUUUGAUGAGCUUGUGGUGAUAGCAGGACUUGUUUGGGAUCCUCCCACGUCUUGUGCGUAUGUUUUCCAUCCCCUAUCUUCUUGUAUUGUUUAAUAGUAAACAAUUGUGGUAUGAGGAAAUUGCACUCUUCCAAAGUCAGGCCACUACUCAGAAUUUCUGAGUUUUCAUGUAUCAAUUCAGUGAAGGUGGCUUGAGAUAGGAAAAGUGACUAACUUAUACAAAUUAGCUGGAUACUGGAUAUUCUUGAAAAACUUCGGGAGCCAUAUGUAGGGUCCGUUCAACCUUACAACUUGCAUGAUGACAUAUAUACACAUACAUAUAAACUUACAACUUGCAUUAUAUUACUGUUUAUUAAAUUAUAGUACCAAUCCUAUUACUAUUUUGUUAAAAUACACCGCCAAUUGAAUCGUACUUUUAACAUAAAUUCACAUUCCCUAUGGUGUUUAGUAUCUCAGCCACGUUGUUACCAUAAAAAACUAAGUAUGUCACCCAAGUGGCCAGAACUGCUGGUCAAGUUGCCAUUGUCUGACAUGUCAGAUUAAUGCAUCAAGAAUUAUAAUUUAAGUCCCUCUGAAGCAAUUGAGUUUCCAUUUGGUGCGCUAAAUGCUCUAUUCAUAUUUAAGCAACUUGCUUUCAAUGACAUCAACUAUUUAUACGGUAAGGUUAAAGCCCACCUAAAUCAUAAUUUCCAUUUGGUGGGCCUAAAUGCUUUGUUAUUGUUCAAUAUUUGACAAUCUGAGCAACUUGCUUUUAAUAUCAUCAACUAUCUAUGGAAAAGUAAAAAUUGUUUUACAAC